UAUCAUACAUUACACAACGUGACAUUUUGACAAGUGACUGAGAGUUGGUAUUUCCUUUUAAAACAAUUUACAACUGAAUUUCUUAUUUUAUUUUUUGUCAUCACCAAACACUUCAAAAAAUAGUGCGAAAAAAAUCUUGAAAAAGGUGAUGUUUAAAGCAUGGCUGCAGAUGGCCAGCAAACAACAAGCGGUGAUGGCAACUUUAUGUCCAAAAAGAGAACAGUAACCUACCAAACACUGACGGCGAAGCGUCUUAAGAACCUCAAAAAUGUCACAAAACUAGAAGAAGGCUGUGAAAUCAUUAUCGACAUCAGUAAGAAAGGUAGAUGUCAGUUCAAGCUUUUACAGGAGAACGGCCACGAGGGGAAAUCCAACCAGUCUUUGGGUCGAGAUCUACCAACUGUAAUGGCAGACACUAGCUCUGGAAGUUCUGGAAGCCCUUAUAAUGGGCAGACCCGCUCCAAUAAUAACAAACUGAAUGGAGCUGAUGAUGGGGACUCAAACCAUACAAAGAACACUUUGGAAGGACCAGGGUUUCCUCCACUCAACCAGUAUGUGGCUCUCGACUGCGAGUUUGUUGGGGUCAGAAACGACCAGUCAGCUUUAGGUCGAUGCAGUAUAGUUGACCAUGAGGGCGGGGUGUUAUGUGACGUGUACGUACAACCAGAAGAGCCUAUCACCACCUAUCGUACACGCUGGUCUGGCAUCACCAAGAAACACAUGAAAAACGCGAUCCCACAUGAGUUUGCUCUGUCAAAGAUUUCUGCCGUACUUGAAGGGAAGAUUGUCGUAGGUCAUGACCUGUUUGGGGACUUCUCUGUGCUGGGAAUGCGACCAAGACGAGAGUUUAUUCGCGAUACCAGCAAGUUUCCAGGGUUUGGUGGGGAUGGGGGACAGAAGAUGUCCCUGAAAAGAUUGGCCCUCAAGUAUUUUGGUGAUCACAUCCAGGUCGGCUCUCACUGUUCAGUGCAAGAUGCUCGAACAGCCAUGUCACUGUAUAGACUUGUUAGACAUGAGUGGGAAACCAAUCUCCUUAAACAGGGCAAAUGUGUAAACCAAUCUGAUGAUUCUGGUAACCAAUCUGAUCAAUCAUCACAAAACCAGUCUACAUCAGGAGAGGGUAACGCUGACACACCUAGCGACAAGCUGACAUCUAGCAACAGAGGUUCAGUUAAUGGCUCCUUGUCCAAUAGGGAUAGUUGCCUAGGAAACCAUUUUGGGAAAUUGUCUCGUCCUGGUGAUGAACUGGCUUGUAUUCUUACAAAAGGUAAAAUGUCAUUAUCUAGUGAUAAUCAAGUUAAAUCAGCAUCUUGUAAUAACAAGGAAAGCAAUUGCAUUAAUGUUAAAAGAAGUGAAAAAGACGAUACAGUUGUUAGUCUUAACUACUGGGAAAUAGACUGUAAGGAGAAGGUUGGUAUUAAGAAGGAAAUGGAAAAGACAGUUAAUAACGGAACUGAUCAAGUAACGGAAAUGACAAGAAGUAAAAGAGACAGCUGUUUGGCUUUGAAGGGAGGAAAAGUUUCUAAAAAGAAGAGAAAAAACAAAAAGAAGAAUAAAACUCACUUUGGUCAGAUAAAUAGUGGAAAUCAUUCCGUGGAAGAAUAUUUUAAGGCAGGAAGUAAAAACUCCGUUCUUAAAAGGAACAGUCAGAAUAUUUGUAAAAAAAAUGCUCUAUGUGAGAGUAUUUCUACUUCAUGUAAAGAUAUAUCAAAACAUCAAAGUGAAGACUUGCAUGUCAAAAAAAGAACUUUGAAAUUGAAUAAUUCAGAGGAGGACGAAGUCACGUAUUCCACUACUGUUAAUCAUUUGUAUAAUGAUGAGUUUUGGCCCCAGUUAAAUCAAGAUAGUUGAUAUAAUAAUGGUAUUGACUGUCGUGGGAAUUGUUUAUUAUUUUUAUUUCUACAUUGUUGUUAAGUACAUGGAUUUCCAGAUUUAAAAAUUUAAUUUGAUAUGAAUGUGCAUUUCAUUGUUAUGCCAAUGAAUAAACCUAUACUUAAAUUGUUGUA
Mya arenaria is the source of this 2006-nucleotide messenger RNA. RefSeq lists its product as uncharacterized. Gene Ontology annotation, cellular component: nucleus. Gene Ontology annotation, molecular function: nucleic acid binding; 3'-5' exonuclease activity. NCBI's taxonomy places the organism in Eukaryota, Metazoa, Mollusca, Bivalvia, Myida, Myidae. The record is from RefSeq and is a predicted model, not a curated record. Gene Ontology annotation, biological process: rRNA processing. The transcript is spliced from 6 exons. Bases 160 to 1851 code for a protein of 563 amino acids.